Molecule: messenger RNA, 1234 nt
Organism: Momordica charantia (bitter melon)
Lineage: Eukaryota; Viridiplantae; Streptophyta; Magnoliopsida; Cucurbitales; Cucurbitaceae
Product: short-chain dehydrogenase ptmH-like
Cellular component (GO): endoplasmic reticulum
Molecular function (GO): oxidoreductase activity
Source: RefSeq, a predicted model, not a curated record
CGUCCAUCCCCUUAGCAAAUGUAAAACUUUAUUCGCACUCUUUUACCGACCCAACGCUUACAACUGCACCUUAUCUUCACUAUGACAUUUCCUUGGAAUUUAGUUGUUGGCUCUGCCACCAUUGCCGGCCAAGCAUAAUUCAUGUCAAGCAUAUGCCCCAAAGCAUAUCCUCACCACACAGCCGUUCAAAUCACCACCACCAUCAUCAACAACGAUCCCAUCAUCGUGGCCACAAAAUCUCGAGCUAUGGACAACAGAAAGGUCGUUCUAGUCACCGGCUGCGGCAAAGGCGGCAUUGGCUUCGAAUACUGCAAGGCAUUCGCCGACCACAACUGCCAUGUCUUCGCCACUGACCUCCCCAAACGUGCCCACGAGGUGUUCGACCUAUGUUCCCAAAGAAUCGAAAUGCUAGAACUCGACGUGACAUCUGAUGAAAGUGUAGCAAAAGCCGUGGAGACCAUAAUUUCCAAGUGUGGGCGUAUAGACAUCUUGGUAAACAAUGCCGGGAUCGGGAGCGCUGGCCCGCUAGCCGAGCUUCCGCUGCAGGCCGUGAGGAAGGCUUGGGAAGUCAACACACUUGGCCUGCUGAGGAUGGUACAACAAGUGGUGCCCCAUAUGGCCCAUCGCGGAAGCGGCAUCAUAGUCAACGUCGGAAGCAUAGUCGGAAAAGUGCCAACGCCGUGGACAGGGUCGUACUGCGCUAGCAAGGCGGCCGUCCAUGCCAUGUCGCACACGAUGCGGCUCGAGUUGAGGCCAUUCGGGAUCGACGUAGUGAUGGUGCUACCCGGAGCCAUAAGGUCUAAUUUUGGGAGCGCCACAGUUGAGAAUGCGAGGAGUCAAGAAUGGAAGCUUUACAAGGGGUUUAAGGAAGCCAUAGAGGAGAGAGCUAAUGCAUCACAGAGUGGGAGAUCGACUGAUGCAGGGGUGUUUGCUAGAGAUGUUGUGAAGAAAGUGCUGAAGAAGAGGCCGCCAAGGCAAAUUGUGUUGGGGCAUUUGAGUGGCUUGUUAUCUUUGCUUUCUUGGCUUCCACUUUGGGUGCAAGAUCUCUACUUUUCCUAUCGGUUCAACUUGAAUAAAAAGGUUUGAGACUUCAACUUUUUUGUUUUAUCAUGCUUGGGAUUUGUCAUGUAGUGUCAUUUGGGAAAUGAGAGAAUAAGUUGUUGUUGUUGUUCUCUCUCUUCUUGGCUUGCAUUAUAUGUAAGUAGUUGAAUAAAGAAACCUCCAUUAUGCUUUG